CAGCUUACCCAGGAUUUGCCAUCCCGCGGAUCACCUGAACUGGAGGUUGCUGGCCAGUUCUCGGACUCCACCUCCGGGCUGUCAUUCCUACACCGAGCAUGGCGGCGCCUCUCCAACAAUCAGGACAGCCAGCUCAUGAGUGGUGCGCUAGGAUCCAGUGGAAAGGACCAGCUCCUGGCUACUGCUGGCGAUAACCCGUUUCAUGAUCAAGGAAAGCCGCAGAUUCCGUUACUUCCCAGAGCACGCGAGCUGCUCGCCCUGUACUUUGACGUUUGCAUUGCCACCUAUCGUAUGCUUCACCGGCCCACUGUUGAGGAAUGGCUGGUCACGGUAGUGCGAAAUGAUAGGUCGAAUAACGAAAAGCCACUCUGGGAUAGUCUCAGCCGCCCAAAGGCAGCCAUUGUCCUAUCAGCAUUGGCCAUUGCUUCAUUCCACGAGGAGAAAUCGAAAGUCAGCACUGCAGAAACCACUCAUUUCUCCCCCGUCAAUGCGGAACCCUCACUCCAACUAAGCGACGGGCUAUUUUGCGAAGCCGCCCGACUUACGGAUGCUGAGACCGGCUUUCCAAAAUUAGAAUCCGCCCAGGCACGACUCGUCCAGGUUCUUUACCUUCUGAUGUCCUCGCGUAUGAGCCAAGCCUGGUACACCUUCGGGCACGCACUACAGAUCAUUUCCGCCUUAGGCCUUCACCGCCGCGAGGACCGUAGGCGACCCUCGUAUAGACGGGACUACAUCGAAGAACAAUGUAGAAAGAGGACAUUUUGGGUCGCGUAUACGCUUGAUAAGUACCUAGGCGUCAUAUUUGGGCGCCCAAGGCACUACCACGAUGAUGAUAUCGACCAAGGCUUCCCGGAUCCAGUAAACGACGAAGACAUGACGUUGGAUGGUUCAUUGGAUCGCGGAACCGACGACUGCCACAUCGAGUCCCUCAUCUUCCACGCGAAGCUCGCGCAGAUUGCCGAGAAGAUAUCGCGCGAGGUGUAUUCCACCAAGGCCGUCCCCGAUGAUGAGCGAAUUGCAGCUUCCCAUCGCCUGGGCAGUGAACUGCAACAAUGGAAGGCGUCACUACCGGCCUUUCUGGGUGUAAUCAACCCUUCGAGCCUUAUCCCAAGCCUUCGCCGUCAAGCAACGGCAUUGAGGCUUUCUUACUGUCACGCUGUAAUGCUCGCUCACCGCCCAUUCUUAUUGAAAAGAUGGACUCGCGACCGACACGAGAUCCGACAGAUGGCAAGAGAGAACACAAAUGAAUGCGUGGCGGCGGCGCAAUCCGUGCUUGAGAGCGUUGACCGGAUGGCGCAUGAAGGCCGCCUCUUCCAUGCUUUCUGGUGGACACAUUACGUCUGCUUUUGUGCCUUGGUUGUUGUCUACGUCUGGGCGGUUCAGAAGAGCAAUGAUUAUUAUGAUGGCGCGGAGCAUAACCACACAAAGCUGUUCGACCAGGCGGAGCGUUGCUUGAACCACUUGGCCCAGGCGACAGCCACCAACUCUCCAUCUCGCCGAUAUAGCAUCAUCCUCCAGGAGUUACGUGCUGAAGCCAAGAGAAAA
This is a messenger RNA of Trematosphaeria pertusa, 1545 nucleotides long. RefSeq lists its product as uncharacterized. The record is from RefSeq and is a predicted model, not a curated record. The annotation marks the transcript as partial. Lineage: Eukaryota; Fungi; Ascomycota; Dothideomycetes; Pleosporales; Trematosphaeriaceae. Gene Ontology annotation, cellular component: nucleus. Gene Ontology annotation, biological process: positive regulation of transcription by RNA polymerase II; DNA-templated transcription. The transcript has a single exon. Gene Ontology annotation, molecular function: sequence-specific DNA binding; zinc ion binding.